Coccinella septempunctata (seven-spotted ladybird) is the source of this 1329-nucleotide messenger RNA. RefSeq names its product glyceraldehyde-3-phosphate dehydrogenase 2-like. The coding region runs from base 148 to 1161 and encodes 337 amino acids. Gene Ontology annotation, molecular function: NAD binding; NADP binding; oxidoreductase activity, acting on the aldehyde or oxo group of donors, NAD or NADP as acceptor. Gene Ontology annotation, biological process: glucose metabolic process. The transcript has 6 exons. NCBI's taxonomy places the organism in Eukaryota, Metazoa, Arthropoda, Insecta, Coleoptera, Coccinellidae. The record is from RefSeq and is a predicted model, not a curated record.
AAGACUUUCCACACAUCCACAAUCACGUGAUCGAUUUUCCCUUCUUAUACGAAGGCUCUCCUUCAAAUGACACAUAGGCCGACAUUCUUCGCGCAGUUAUAAUAAAGUUUCAUUUCUUCGUAUUUGUAAGACUGCAAUUGUAGCAUCAUGGGUGACUCAGGAGCUCCUAAGUUCGGUAUCAACGGUUUUGGACGCAUUGGUCGUCUUGUGCUGAGAGCUUCACUCGAGAGAGGAGCAGAAUGUGUGGGAGUCAACGACCCUUUCCUCGAUGCUGCCUACAUGGAAUAUCUUUUCAAAUACGACUCCACUCAUGGCCGUUUCAAAGGUGAAGUCAGCCACGAUGACAAGAACCUCAUCAUUAAUGGAAAAAAAAUCGCUAUCUUCAGCGAAAGGGACCCCAAAGCCAUUCCAUGGGGCAAAGUUGGUGCCAAAUAUGUCGUAGAAUCGACUGGAGUUUUCACCACCACCGAAAAAGCCAAGGCUCACAUCGAUGGAGGUGCUGUCAAGGUCAUCAUUUCUGCACCGUCUGCAGAUGCACCUAUGUAUGUUUGCGGUGUCAACCUCGAUGAAUAUGACCCCAAGGCUCCUGUUAUUUCCAACGCUUCCUGCACAACCAACUGCUUGGCUCCAUUGGCCAAGGUUAUCCAUGACAAAUUUGAAAUCGUUGAAGGUCUCAUGACAACUGUUCAUGCAACCACUGCCACCCAGAAGACUGUCGAUGGACCCUCCGGCAAAUUGUGGCGUGAUGGUCGUGGCGCUGCCCAGAACAUCAUCCCAGCCUCUACUGGAGCCGCCAAAGCCGUAACUAAAGUAAUCAAAUCUUUGGAAGGAAAGUUAACCGGAAUGGCCUUCCGUGUGCCAACUUCUGAUGUUUCCGUUGUAGACUUGACCUGCCGACUUGGCAAGGCAGCUUCCUACGAUGAAAUCAAGAAGGCUGUUAAGGAAGCAGCUGAAGGACCAAUGAAAGGAAUUUUGGGUUACACAGAAGAUGAUGUUGUAUCUUCCGAUUUCAUUGGCGACUCCCAUUCAUCGGUCUUCGAUGCUAAAGCCGGAAUUUCUCUCAACCCCAACUUUGUGAAACUGAUCGCGUGGUAUGACAACGAAUAUGGAUACUCCUGCAGAGUCGUCGACCUCAUAAAACACAUCAGCACCAAGGAUUAAGCAUUUUCGUGAAAUAACUCUAUAAUUAUUAUAGAAACUUGCAUGCAGUGCAGACAAGAAAUGUAACUUUGUAGUGGAUACGCUGAAAGUGAAAAAUUUUCUAAAUUAUUUUCAUGUAUGUUAAGGUUAUAUCCAGUGAAUGUAUGUCUCAAAAUAUAAAUUAACUUC